ACAAACGUUGCCAAAUUGCAAUUCAACAUCAUUACCUCCACAAUUAUAUCAACAGUAGACAAUAGUCUCGGAAAUCUAGGUGCCAGCAUUGGCACAAUCAUCACUCCCCGAUCAAACACCGAAUUAGUAGCCAGAGCUUCCGGAGAAGUUCUCAAUGAUUACGAAAGCAUCCCCAUCGGCGGUAUCUCUCAACUUACCAGCAGCGUCCCACUAACCUUCUACAACCCACUCACCUAUGGUGGUACCUGGCGCCCCAUUAUGAAAACCGACGCUGCAGCCCUCCUGCAACAAAUCUAUGGUCAGCAAGCUGCCCUCGGUUUCAACGGCUCCACUAUCACAUCCGUUUAUCUCGCUUCUCCUGUUGCUUCUUUCAAAGCCAAUUAUGCAAGUUUUGCAUGCUACGUUAGUAUCACGACGACUGUGAGUCCAGGGUUGCGUGUACGGUACAGGUUAUGGCAUUCAAGACGGAUGGGUCGACGUAUGAGGAUGUGGCGGGGUGUGGCGGGGUGUGGAUGUGAUGGGUUGGGACUUGGUUCGUCUCUGGGUAGACUACUGGGAGGAUUGAUUCGAACGGUGGGAUCGAUUGGGUUAAUUGUUGAUAAUUUCGAUGCGAAUUAUAAUUGUGUCGCUAGAAAGACAAAUUCUGUGGUUGCGCCGGAACUUUGUGGAUGA
Messenger RNA from Botrytis fragariae, 672 nucleotides. RefSeq lists its product as uncharacterized. NCBI's taxonomy places the organism in Eukaryota, Fungi, Ascomycota, Leotiomycetes, Helotiales, Sclerotiniaceae. The record is from RefSeq and is a predicted model, not a curated record. The annotation marks the transcript as partial. The transcript has 4 exons.